Gossypium raimondii (Peruvian cotton) is the source of this 1999-nucleotide messenger RNA. Its product is annotated as signal peptide peptidase-like 2. Gene Ontology annotation, cellular component: lumenal side of endoplasmic reticulum membrane; cytoplasmic side of endoplasmic reticulum membrane; lysosomal membrane. The transcript has 14 exons. The record is from RefSeq and is a predicted model, not a curated record. NCBI's taxonomy places the organism in Eukaryota, Viridiplantae, Streptophyta, Magnoliopsida, Malvales, Malvaceae. Gene Ontology annotation, biological process: membrane protein proteolysis. Bases 188 to 1828 code for a protein of 546 amino acids. Gene Ontology annotation, molecular function: aspartic endopeptidase activity, intramembrane cleaving.
CAGUUGCCUUGCUUAUGGCAUUUGUUUCAUUAUUUUAUUUAUUUUUCUUAAAUUUUUAUGGAACAAAGCCCAAACAUUUAAGUGAUGCACAGAAAUAAAGGGAACUUUCAAAAGGGUCCCCUUGAAGUUGAAUGAUAACAAGUAGAAUUAGUAGGAAGAAGAAGAAGAAGAUUGAAAUCGCCCAUUAAUGGAUUUGCAAAGUCUUUGCAAAGUAAUCUUAGUAUCAGCUCUAAUUUCACUUGUCUGUCACCCAUGUUCCGUCACCGCCGGUGAUAUAGUACACGACGAUGAUUCAGCUCCCAAGAAGCCUGGUUGUGAGAACGACUUCGUUCUUGUCAAAGUUCAAACUUGGGUUAAUGGCAUAGAGGAUGCUGAGUUUGUUGGUGUUGGUGCUAGAUUUGGUACUGCUAUAGUGUCAAAGGAGAAAAAUGCAAAUCAAAGACGCCUCGUUCUUUCUGACCCUCGUGAUUGUUGUAGCCACCCGAAGAAUAAGCUUGAUAAUGAUGUCAUUAUGGUGGACCGAGGUCACUGCAAAUUCACUACCAAGGCAAAUAAUGCACAGGCAGCUAAUGCUUCUGCUCUCCUCAUUAUAAAUAACCAAAAAGAACUUUAUAAGAUGGUAUGUGAUCCUGAUGAAACUGAUCUAGAUAUACACAUACCUACUGUCAUGCUCCCACAAGAUGCUGGUGUGAGCUUAGAGAAAAUGCUGACAAGUAAUUCAUCGGUGUCUGUACAGCUUUACUCUCCAAAACGACCUCUAGUGGACAUAGCUGAAGUGUUUCUAUGGUUGAUGGCGGUUGGUACCAUAUUGUGUGCUUCAUAUUGGUCUGCAUGGAGUGCUAGAGAAGCUGUUAUUGAACAUGACAAACUAUUAAAGGAUCCUUUAGAUGAAAUUCCAGAUACCAGGCAUGUCGGUUCCGGUGGCCUUUUGAAUAUCAACACCACAUCAGCUGUCUUAUUUGUUGUUUUUGCAUCUUGCUUCUUGAUUAUGCUUUACAAACUUAUGGCAUAUUGGUUUGUGGAGCUCUUGGUGGUUCUUUUCUGCAUAGGUGGUGUGGAGGGCCUUCAAACUUGCUUGGUUGCUUUAUUGUCAAGGUGGUUCAAGCGCAUUGCAGAAUCAUACGUUAAAAUUCCUUUGUUUGGAGCUGUCUCAUACCUUACAUUGGCUGUUUCCCCCUUCUGCAUUGCGUUUGCUGUUGUUUGGGCUGUUUACCGCAAUGUUUCCUUUGCUUGGAUAGGUCAAGAUAUACUCGGAAUUGCAUUGAUAAUCACAGUUCUGCAAAUUGUCCAUGUUCCUAAUCUCAAGGUGGGAACAGUUCUACUCAGUUGUGCUUUCUUAUAUGACAUCUUCUGGGUUUUUGUUUCAAAGAAGUUGUUCCAUGAAAGCGUGAUGAUCGUGGUUGCUCGUGGUGAUAAAAGUGGGCAGGACGGAAUUCCGAUGUUACUGAAGAUCCCACGAAUGUUUGAUCCAUGGGGUGGUUAUAGCAUAAUAGGAUUUGGUGAUAUCCUUUUACCUGGAUUGCUUGUAGCAUUUUCACUCAGGUAUGAUUGGCUGGCAAACAAGUCUCUUCGAGCUGGCUACUUCGUUUGGGCAAUGAUUGCUUAUGGCUUAGGUCUUCUUGUUACGUACGUUGCACUAAAUUUGAUGGAUGGACAUGGUCAACCAGCACUCCUUUACAUUGUCCCUUUUACACUUGGAACCUUUUUGACCCUAGGAAGAAAGAGAGGUGAUCUAAGAAUUCUCUGGACAAGUGGGGAACCAGAAAGACCUUGUCCCCAUAUCCGACUCGAACACCAAACUAUCGAAGAGUUGAACGAUGAAAAGUAAGAUCCUUGUAAUUAUAUAUUGGAGAACUAACUCUUAGCAUAAAUCUUAAUGCCCUUUAAUGCUAUACAAGGCAUGUUAUGAAUUUAAAACGUCUCAUUCGAAAAAAGAAAAAGGUGUGCUUUUGAUAAGCUUCAAAGAUUGCUUCCAAAAUAAUUGACAUCUUUCAGCCCA